AUGUCUCUGAAUAUGAAGACCCUCACCCAGGCGCUGGCGAAGACGGCGGCGGUGAUCGAGAAGACGGUGCAGACCACUGUGCAGGAGGUCACGGGUCCCCGGCCCCUCCAGGACUACGAUCUGCUGGAACAGGUCGGAUCUGGGGGCCCGGCGUUGGUGUGGAAGCUCUACUCUGCGCGUCCUCGGUCGUCGGCGCCGUCCACGCAGUAUCCCCUCGUCUCUGUGUGGGUCCUUGAUAAGCGGGCGCUGUCGGAGGCCAGGACGCGCGCUGGGCUGUCCAAGGCGGCGGAGGACUCAUUCUUAGAUAUCAUUCGGGCGGAUGCGGCUAGGCUUGUGAGGCUCCGGCAUCCCGGAGUGGUCCAUGUGGUGCAGGCGCUGGAUGAGAGCAAGAAUGCCAUGGCCAUGGUCACGGAGCCUCUUUUUGCUUCUGCGGCGAAUGCCCUCGGGAAUGUGGAAAACGUGCCCAAUGUUCCCAAGGAGCUAAAGGGGAUGGUAAUUCUCUCCCCUCCUCACCUCCCCCCCCCCCCUUCUUCUUUCUCUCUCUACCUUGAAGUCGGGCAUUCGUACAAUACUGAUGCCUAGGUAUCAUAAUUUUCAGUAACACUGCAAAAUUCGAGAGAUCUUUUCGGAUAACUGUCAUUUACAAAGGGUUUAUGGUCUAGGAGAUGGUCAACGUGGGUCACGAUAGCAGACGUCUGGAGGAUGAAACAUUUAUAGUUGUAUCUUUUGCUUACCUGCACUAUUUGGAACUUUGAUCAUGGACGGGGAACAUUUCCUUGAUAGUGUGAUGAUUCUGAUCUGCUGCUCUUUUGGAGGGAUCUUUGGAAACAAUUAACUUAGGGGUUCUCCUGGAUAAAUUGAUGUCUUCUGCUGAAAAGGGUCCGCUGCCGCGUUUGGCUGAGCCAUUGAAGCAAUCCGCCAUAAUCCAAGUUAAAAAAUAUUCAAUAUGCCUUCUAGUGGCGCAUUCCUCUUUGAAUAUUUUUCGAGUUUGGUAAUGAGCCACAUUUGUGGGAGGUUUUAAACAAAAAUCUCAUGCUUGAUGAAAGGCUGCCAAAAUUAAGCUCAUUUCUCUUUCACUAAUCUGUCUCAGGUGGAUUUAAAAUGAAACCAAGGUUUUCCAUGCCAAAAUCUCUUGUGUUGUCUUACAGUUAGCAUCAGCUUUCGAAGUUUCCAUUUGGAGAAUUACUACUUGAAUCGUCAUUAAUAUGUAGCAAAAAUAUGCUAUUUUUUAUAUUCUUUUGUACUUUCAGUUGAUCAACCACCAACUUUUCGUGUCGAAAUGAUAUCGCCUGGUUCUUAAAAUUCCCAACUGAAUGCCUAAAUGAGUAAAUCUGCGUGGAUUUCAUUGCAAGUCUUGAUGACUGAAGCAAUAGUGUUGUGACUUUGGAUGUAAAAUGUCUCGGUGUAAAUGCCUGCAUCAUGUUUUACGGAGACAUUCAACGAGCGGAAGUCUUAAGUUUCAUGUGACGAAUUUUUGACUUGAUAUAAACCAGAUAGCACCUAAAAGCAUCUGCUUAUACUCCAUUCUACCUCUGGUAAGUAGGAGGGCUACCAACGAGAGAGCCAGUGGUCAGAAAAAUGACUCUGGCUCUCUAUGGAGAGUUAACUUCGUGGUUGUUUAUCAUUUUCCUUGUGUCAUGAACAAGAUGACAAUGAUGAUGACUGAGUCAAUUAUACUGUUUUUCACGACAAUGGAAAAAUAUUCUACUUGAUGGAUACCAAAUUGAAUACGCAAAAGAUCCUCAACCUUCUUCUUCUUAUUAAUUUUGAAGUACCCAACGUGGCUUGCAGGAAAUGGGAUUAUUGGAGGUCAAGCAUGGGCUUCUGCAGGUCGCAGAAACCUUAGAUUUUCUGCACAAUAAUGCUCAUUUGGUUCACCGAUCUAUAUCACCUGAGGUGAAGCUCUUUACUAAUUUGUAUCGAGGGGUUUAAUUUAACAUUUCGGUGGAAAUGACUUCAUCUUUUUUAACUGCUAUUGUUUUACAACCAAUUUUUUUUUAUUUUCAUUCUUUUUUAGAAAUAAUGCUACCUUUAGAUCUUUGUAGACUUUCUUCGUCUUUCUUAUUUUUCUGCUUCAUUUGAUGCAGUUUUUUAUGAACAUUGCAAUUUUAUUAAAAUAUUUCUUGGCCAAUCACAUCGUUUGUUAGUGAUACAUAUUGGAGUGUCAUACAGUUCCUAACGCGCAUCUAACAUAUGCUCCUCUUUACAUCUGUUACUUCCACUCUUUAAGCAUUGAGUUUCAAGCAAGUAUCUUCAAAGAUACGCACUUGCCCUGGGACCAGACUUGCACUUUUAUCUUUGACUGUACAUUUACAUUCAUUUUUCUUGCAGAAUUUUUAAUGAAAAUAUGGUAGUUCAACCCCCUUCUUCCCCUUCCCUCCUCUCUGGGAGAGAUGGAAUCAAGGGGAUAUUAGAUUCCCACAAUUAUUUCCUCCAGUCUCUCAAUCUGUUGAAUUCCCACUGAUGUGUCUUGGAGCACUGCCUGCCAAUUAUUUAUUUUCAUUCCAGAAAGGACGAUUUAGGGUUGAAUUUGACUACGCUUUCUGUUAUUUAUUUCUUGCCGAUGACCCGACCCUGUUGCAACUGUCAUCGAGCAUGCAUUAUCAUCUUCCGUCAGUGGGUCGUUUUCUGGUCAGUGUACUGCUCUUCUUCACCAUGACUCCUCUAAAAUAUGCUAUUAAGUUUAUAAAUUGCAUUCACUAUUUUAACCAAUCUGUGUCCUCAUCAGUAUAUGUUUCUGGUUCACUGAACCUCUUCUUUUUUUUUUCAGUUGGAAGUUUUUUUGAGAAUUAGAUUUUUACAACGAAUGCGUCAACAUCUUUUUAUGUAAUCAUGAAUGGCGUACAUGCGUCAACACACAUUCUUUCUUUUCUUUUGAGGGUAGAAAUACUGGCAACGCCUACUUUCAUAAGGAAAACCAUCAAUAUUGUGUUUAUUUGCCCCUUUUUUUAUUGUCCAAUUUUUUUUUCUGUUACGGUACAGAGUUUUUUUGGUAAUGAAGAACAUCUGUUAUCUAUUUCAUAUAUUGUUGAAAGUUCUUACCAUAUGUUUUCUUUCAUCAGGCAGUGUUUAUUACUUCAACUGGAGCAUGGAAACUAGGAGGAUUUGGUUUUGCAGUCUCCAUUGAACAAGCCUCCGGUGACUCUAAUGGUUUAGCACCAUUUCAUUAUCCGGUUAGUUCGAUUUGAUCAUAGAAAAGGCUUUGAUUCUACAUUUUUACUGCGUUCUGUGUUGAGUUUUUUCCAGAUGACUGUUGGAUUAUUUUCCAUUACGAUAUUAUUUUUUAGCCCUUAGUUAUUAUCUAUUUUUUAAUGAUUUUAGGAAUUUUGGUUCCACACUUUGGUUCCACUGUUCAGUUGUGAUCUUCUAUACCCAUUAUUCAGACAUACCAGAAAAAAAGGAGCGAUGAAAAUUUGCAACUAAUCAUUUAGAUUAACAGUCUCCUGUUUGCUUUCACAGGAAUAUGAUGUUGAGGAUGCUGUUUUACCUCUACAGCCUUCCUUAAAUUACACUGCCCCUGAAUUGGUUCGGAGCAAAGCACUUUCAGCUGUGUGUGCUUCUGACAUGUUCAGUUUUGGAUGCCUCGCUUACCAUCUAGUUGCCCACAAGUCUUUAUUAAAUUGCCAUAACAACGUUAAGAUGGUAUGUAUAUCCACUUCAACCCAUGCACUUUUAUCAUAGGCAUCCUAUAGCAUUUCUUUUACUAAUCCAUGAAAGGUGUGUGGUUAUUUUUUAUUCUAUCUCCUGUUGGAUGAUCCCGUUGCUUCCCUCGUCGUCAUUUUUUUUUUCAAUGAUGGAAUGUAUUCAGUAUCCUAGUAGAUGUUUUUCAACAACACUGAAAAGAUGUUAAACACAUGCUGGCUUCACAUUUGCUGAUUUCCUCCAAGUUGUAGAGAUAAGAAUUUCAAGCUAGAAGGGCUUGCUACAUCAAUAAACAGCUGAAAUACUACAUAUUACGUCAUCCCCUUGACCAGCUAUGGAUUUCUAACUUCAACCCAGGGAUUUUUGCCUUCACUUCAUCCUACAUAAUAACUGGUGAAAUGUCUGCGUGUAAAUACUCUCUAUAAAUCCUAUGAAACGCAUGCUAUUCCUUCUAGAUUGUAAUGGUAUACAUUCGGGUUCAAACGCAAGCUUCUCAUAUUCAAUUAUUUCUGAUACCCAGCACCCUAUCCCCUUCACUAUGAUAAUGAAUCUUCCCUCCUCAUGACUUGACAGUACGCUGUGUUGCUACUGACAGCAUUUUCCAACUGAGCAGUCCAUUUUUUUUGUUGUCUUUGCAGUACAUGAAUAUGCUGACGUACUCAUUACACGAGUCAUUUUCAGUUAUACCACCAGACCUUGUCACAGAUUUACGCCGCAUGCUGUCCUUAGAUGAAACUUUAAGGCCAAGUGCCCUGGAUUUCACAGGUAAUGACUGGAUUGUUCUGGUAAAAUUUAUUUUAGAUAUUCCGCUUGGAUUUAAUCCUUCUUAAUGGUGGGCGUUUUCCCUUUGUACUGGUGCAUGCUUUAUUCAUUUUUUGAAUUAUGAGGAAAAUGUAAAAAUAAGCAUCUUUUAGAUUGCUAAUCAUUCAUAGUCUUAGCAAUGACUAUACAUGACAUUGUUAUGAUAUUGUGUUCAGCAGUCGUGAAUCCUUCUCUCUAUCAAACAAUAAUAUGCCCAUUUCCAGGACAAUUUCUGGGCUUCGAGUUCCUCACACAUGUAGGAAUACUGAAUGUGAUGUAGAUAGAGCCGUCCAGGGCUCCUGACCAAGGAAUGCCAGCAACACAAUAGAUGAUUCUGAUGAGUUUAGGCCUCGUUAACUUUGAAAAUUUAAACGAAGCAGGAGAUGUAGAUUGGGGGUUUCAGUGACAGCUAAUUAAGAAAACCAUGAUCCACAGUCCCUAAGAAUUUGAAUUGGUAUCUGCCACGAGGUUGCUUCAACCCUUUUGGGAGAUGAAACCAUCAUUUUUUUCGAAAGUGACUAUUUCCACAAAAUCAUCAGAUGAAAGGAAACAUUCACAAGCAUGUGAGCCAUGAUCUCUCAAAAAGACUACAUCAUCAUUGAGCUGCACCAAAAUGGUAGUGAACCCAUCAUUUAACAUUCAUAUGUGAAAAUAUUCUCAUGAGAGUCAGAUGGCAGUAAUCUUAUAACAUUGAAACGGGGAGUAGACUGGUGCUUUUAAUUUGGAGAAACAUGAGGAUAUUUUACCUGUACUUAGCCCUGGAAAUGCUGCCAUAUGCUCGAGGAUUAUCUAGUAUUGUAAUCUUGUCUUCACAUUUUUUUCUUUGAUACAUAAUGGAGAAUUGGUGCAUUUUUCGUUGAUCUUCAGCAGAAGUAUGAAAUUUUUAUGUCAUUUUAAAAUUUGUUAUCUGUACAUUCAUACACAUGUUUGGAAGGGUAAGUUAAUUUUGUAAUUUUUUUUGUUCCAGGUUUAUCUCUUAACACAAUUGCACAUCCGCUUUAUAAUUUAUGGGUUAUUUAGAAACCUAAUGUUUGAAAUCUUUCGUUCUUUCCAGGUUCUCCAUUUUUCCGGGAUGAUACUAGGUUGCGUGCCCUUCGCUUCCUUGACCAUAUGCUUGUAUGGAUUAUGUUUCUAGUCAGAUCAUUUUGGAAUGGAAAAUAUAUUUUUUUGAAAUGUGACUUAAAACGAAAUAAUUUGAAUUGCUUGCAGGAGCGGGACAACAUGCAGAAAACUGAGUUUCUAAAAGCAUUGUCAGAAAUGUGGAAAGACUUUGACUCUCGGGUCUUAAGAUAUAAGGUAUUUGCCGUUUGCGUCUGAAUAUAUAAUGAUGCAUUUCAUGAUUCCCUGUUGCUCUAAUUUAAUACAGGGUGACCUUUCCUGCUGCACUACAUGUCUGUGUUUUAGGCAUUACGUGAUUUAUUUAUGGUCAUCAGAAUCAUUGCAUUAUUAAAAAUAAUAGGAAUCAGUUGCAUAUUAUAAUGUAUAAUUCACAAUGGAAAGCUUGCUUUUGUUUCUCGUUUUCUGUCUACAUAAUUUCAGUAUAAAUUUGUUAGGUCCUAACGGGGCCUAACAUACUCAAGACGCAGAAAAGAGCCUAAAGAGCCCAAGACAAGUCCCCGUAGAGACUGAAGAGACGAAUCGAACCCUUAAAAGGGGGUUUGGGGUUGGGCUCAUUAACGGCAAUGUAGUCUUUCUCCCUGGCUGAGGAGCCUCUCUUAGAAGAGGCUCUGGAGAGAGGAAGGGGGGAGGUUUUUGGACCGGUCGCAGGAGAGUUAGGGGUUCCUCUCGAUUAGGCUCUGUUCUAGGGUUUGCUAUUCGUUCAUUACUGUUUUAUUGUUCUUUAGCUCUUGCCCUGGUCCUUACUCUUGUUACCGUCAUGGUUGAGUGCUAUGGUUAAGGCCCACAAUCGGGGACCCUAACAGAAUUUCAUUCGUAGAUUUUUGUCUUUGAUGAUGGGAUCCUAUGACUUUCAUUUAUUUGCAAUGUUGUGACCUUCAACUUUUUUGUUGCCAUUUUUUCUUGAGUGUCAUGUUUCAUUUUUCUGUUUUUUGAUUUGUAGUUUUUUUUUAUGUUUCGAGCAGGUUCUUCCUCCUCUUUGUGCAGAGCUCCGUAAUGUUGUUAUGCAGCCGAUGAUUUUACCCAUGGUCCUUACAAUAGCAGAGUCUCAAGUAAGUCUAUAUUCUGGUCUGAAGAUUACUUUAUUGCACUAUCCGUGCUUGUCUUAUUGCUCAUUAUAUAUUUAUUCAUCCAUUUAUCGAAAUCUGCUUCCCUUUAGCGUGAAAGAAUGUUUCACUGUUAUUUGAGGCUUCAUCAUGUACGGAGCAUAAUUUUGAUAUAGUUGGUUUACUGUGAAUUCUUGAUCCAUAGCUGGUUGUUGUGGCACAUGUUCUUGGAUUAACACAUGAAUGUAUGUUCGAAGUAAUUUUAAUCGAAGAUAUUUUAAUAGCUUCAACUAUACGAGUUGACAACAAGUGUUUCCCUGUGUUUUUAAAGCAUAAUUGCUGACACUGGGUAACGAGAUGAUCUAUGCACUCGAGGGUGCAUAUGCUCAUGCCCAAUGCUGAAACUUUAUUAUUUUUCUUUUCUCAGUAACAUUAUAGCUUACUAGGGUAGUUCAAAAAUUUCCUGCUGUGCUUUUUUCCUCAAUGAAAUAUGUUAAUCAAAAAUCAUGUAGUAUUGUCGUUCAUUUUUGGUCAUGAAUUUAUACUUUCCUAGCUGUGUACUUUUGUAUCUGUAAUAUUAACGACAUUCUCAUUUCAAUGAAUAAUGUCCUCUGUAAAGGAUAUUACAUUUCAAGAUUCGAAUUUUGUCACAAGUGACCAACCUAUCUUUCAUUAAUUUCCAUUUUCUUAAAAUUAAUGAUGACCACUCCUUUAGCAUUCCAUCUCCAUUUUCUAUUUUCUUUCUAGUCUCUUUUGACCUAAGUGUUUGGAGCAUCACAAAGACGUAUUCUGAGUCGUUGUUCUCAAUAGCCAUUGGCUAUGUUUCUCAAAAUCUCAGAAAAUACAUUUGUUGUUGACCCGGAUACAUUAUAGAGCUCCAAAAAUUUUAUACAUUGGGCUUGCAUCCAAAUGUCUUUGCAAAAUUUUAAUCUCAUUCCAUUAAUAACCUAAAAGACAGAAGAUAUUAUUAAAAAUUCUGAUAAAUGAAGAAUUUCUUUCCAAAUAGGAGAUACUCUAGGUCUAUGCAUCGGAAAAAGUUUCCAUUUAUUUUUUUAUCAGCCCACGCUGAAUUGCUCUCACCUGGUCUCCAACCAUUUAUAAGAAGAGUCUUGUUGACAAUAUGUACUUUAUCUAACCCUGCCUAUCCUCGUACAAGUCUGCAUGCUCUAUCCUACUUGAUGAUGUGGACACCUUUUGUGUCAGUGGUAGGCCUACUUCAAAAGAAAAUCGAUUAUGAUAGAAGCUUCAAUUUUCUUUAUAGUACACUGAGGCCUCUUGAAUCAACAUCAUCUGCACAGCCAAUAGGGCAAAACACUUUUCGAAAUAAUCCAUCAACCUUUAAUUAAAAGUAACAUUAUUUUCUACCUUUCCAAUGAUGAAGCUGACCUACCUAAGAAUAAGGGGAGACAAGGUUUUCUGAUGGUAACUUAGCCACCUCACUCCCCAAGUUACAUUUUGACUAAUCAUCUCUUCUUGCUGGAUCCCAUCUCCCAUUGCUUCAGUCUUAUUCAACUUUAUGCACAAUCCUGUCCACCAUUUCUAGCAAAAUAACUAGCCGUUCCAAUAGCUGAAUUUCCUAGAUGUUCACUUUUCCGAACAACGUUGUAGGAUAAGCAAAAUUGUAGAUGGUUGAGAUGUAUGAUAUAUCAACCAACUUGGAUUCCUUCGAUCAAUCUUGUGGUGGCAGCUUCUUUCAACAAUGAACUAAUAGUUUGUCCCACAAGAAUAAGAUGAACCGGUGAUAAGAAACCUUAUUGUCAUAAUCCUCUAGAGCUCUUGACAAACUACAAGGUUUGGUAUUGAUGAGAAAAUAAUAUAGAUGUCACUCCCCUAAUUCAGGAUUGAACUACAGACAUUCAGAAAAUAAUAUAGAUGUUAUUUCAGCAGGAAUCAAUAUUACUGACGUCCACAUGCCCGUGGUUUUACCUUAUUAUAAAUGAAGACAUUUUCCUUAAUAGUUUGGAUAGCUAGAAAGUUCUCUCCAUUAUAAUGAUUCUUGAAAUAUGGACAGAUCUUUCUCCGAUAACUUAAUUAUAUCUAUGCUCUUUCGUUAUGGAUAUUGCGAAAGUUGAAAUAUUAUAUUUAGAACUGUGAAUUCUGGAAACUUUUAUAUUGGUGCGUUCAACCAAAUGUGUCAUUGUGAAAUGCAAGCUAACCUCACCUUUCCGUUUGGGUUUUACUUUUUAGGACAAGAAUGAUUUUGAACUGUCAACUUUGCCAGCACUAGUCCCAGUUCUGAGCACUGCAUCCGGUGAAACACUUUUGCUGCUUCUGAAGCAUGCAGAUUUGAUCAUCAACAAGGUGAGGAGAAUAUUCGGCAACCAGUUAGUGACAUUAAGAAAUUACUUAGGUCCCAUGAGAACUUUUGAAGGAGGCAACCUUUAUUGUUUAUUUACGACUUUUUUUAUAGCUCAUUCUUUGCAUCUUAUUUCCUUGGAAAAAUGCACUUGUACGUACAUAUAUAUGCAUAUACGUGUGUAAGCGUGUGUAAAAUAUUUUUUUAGUUAAUGGUACCCGAGCACUUAAUAGAGAUCUGGUUAACAUGCUUAUGUUUAUAUUAUUAUUAUUAUUAUUAUUAUUAUUAUUAUUAUUUGCAUAAUUAAAAAUGUUUAGAAUCCAUACAAGAAUGUCCUGGGAGUUAUUUGCUAUUGCUUCUGAUUGAUGCAAAUAAUUCUUAGGAAAGAGAGCUUUACAUUCAGCAUGUGUCAAGACUAUGAUACACCUAUGUGGUCUAUCGCAGAAUAUAGAAGUCAAACAAAAGUAAAGAGAAUCAUGCCUCACUCUUCAGCUUUCUUCUUUUCACUAGUUCCACCAGGGUUAAGGCUCUUACUCACUUUCUGACGCAGAAUACAGUGAGGGUGUGUUGAAAUUGUUUUGGGUUAUUUCAUGAAGGAGAAAUAAUGAAGAUCAUAUCUUUUGAAAUGUACUCGGGACAACAUUUCGGAAAGUUUUAGUAGGGGAAUAUCCUGUGCUUACUGUUCUCAUUGCUCUAGAUUGGCAUCCAUAGUGUUAUUGGGUAGAAUCUGAACCUAAUUUUUGAACUCGGCGAAGAGAGUUGAAGAUGUCAUAUAUUAGGAUCUGCACAUGAUACGUAAAGCUCCUCGUAAACCGGGUCUGGUUUGAGGUCACCAAUCGCAUCACCUUCCUGAGCCCCAGUCUUUGAAACUUUCUGGGAGAUCAUAGACUGGGAGUUGUACAUAUAGUAUAUCUGAAGUUCUUUUUUUCUUAAUAAACUUCCUCAGUAGCUAUCAUUUGACGCAUCCCCUCAUUCGAGAUUUAACUCUACUCUUAUUAAUGCAAGUCGUAAAGCAAUGUGUAGGAGCAAUAGUGCCUUUAUAUUGCAGUGGCAAUCUUCAUCCAUCGUUCAAUAUACUUUGCAUGAUUGGUCCGGCAUUAAAGAACAUGUUUCUGAUUUUUGGAAUUUCCUCCUUUAGGUGUGCUGACUUGGUCUUCUUUAAUAUGCAUGUUCAAACAGACUAGCCAGGAGAACUUGAUAACAAAUGUUCUUCCUUUGCUUGUUCGUGCUUACGAUGACACUGAUUCUCGUAUGCAAGAAGAGGUUUUACGGAGAACUGUACCUCUUGCGAAGCAACUUGACAUGAAGGUAAAUAACGUUCUCUUUCACAAAUUUUGCAUCUAAGCUUUCCAAGUGAUGACUCCACAUUGUGUUGUGACGGCGCAUUAGGACUGUUGACUUUUAUGAAUUGGUGCAGAUUAUUGAAUACGAUUACAUAGAGCAUUCAAUUGGUCCGCCUUUUUAAUGUUAGCACCUUGGAUCUUGAAGAUUUCUUCCCCUUUGAGAGUAAAGACUUCUGUGUGGAGAAUCUCACGUGGAAAAUUAUCCACCGGGGUACCUUUUUUGAUAAAAGCAAUUGGUUUUCAGUCUUCAGAAGGAGGAAUAGGAAUCAAAAGUUUCUGAACUUGAUCGAUCCAGUUUGCCAGAGAUGAGAUCAGCACUGGUCCCAUGAAGUGGAUAUGAGGAUACAAUAGCUCAUUCUUCAUGCAAUAUCGGACAAAUUGUACGAAGAAGUAGGUGCAUGCUUUCAACAAAAGGGUCAUAUUUCUAGGGCUGUUAUUUGGGCAUUCGUCUAGAUAAGCUGGUGGGUUAGAUUUUUCUAUGAGAAUGUAGAUUCAUUAAUUAUUUGGAGAGCCUACGUGGUUCAGUUCAAUCUGUGCAUCCUGCUUGCUUUUAGUUUUUCCUCAGUCAUACAUUCUCUCUUUUGCCUUAUCUAAAGAUUAUGUCAUACAUCUUGCGGUAUUGAAGAUACUAACUCCAUUUCUCCUUUUUAUACAAUGCGCAGCUAGUGAAACAAGCUAUUUUGCCUCGUGUGCAUGGAUUAGCCCUCAGAACCACAGUUGCUGCAGUAAGUGGAGCUCUGCUUUCCUUUUUUGAUCCUCAUCCCUUUGUGAUUACUUCUACCAUGUUCACGUCCCUUGUCUCACGUAUUGUCUGCUGAAAAUUGUGUUUUAUUCUUUACUUUGCCUACCAUUAGACACUCGUGUUCUAUUUGACUUUUGAUUCAGAAAUUAUUAGGGGACAUUCUCCAAUCGAUUACCCUAAUGUGGUAGUAAACUUGUUUUGGCAAAGUUGUGUGCUACAUUGUUAUCAACGAUGUUCUAGCUGGCAUGUAAAAAAAAAUUCCAUGCAGUAGUUGUCUUCUCGCUUCAGAACUCUUUUUUUAUCAUGUCAGCAGUAAUUGUCUCAAUCCUAUUUUCUGUUUCAUUCAAAGACCCAGUAAUUUAGAAAAACACAGUAUUCUUGUUGAAACCACCACUGCCUUGAGUGUGAUCUGUUCUAGUCCACACCUUCAAAUAUUCUGUUAAUUCGUGUACAGGUGCGGGUGAAUUCUCUCCGUUGUCUGGGGGAUUUGGUCUCCUCUCUCGACAAACAAGCUGCUUUGGACAUCCUGCAAACCCUGCAGCGUUGCACCGCCGUUGACCACUCUGCGCCUACCCUUAUGUGCACCCUGGGAGUUGCCAACUCCAUCUUAAAGCAGGUAACUCAUCCUGCAAAUCAUAUUGGUAUAAACAUGUUGUUCUUCCGUGUAGUUCUUUUGAAAGAUUAUUGAUUUUAAUAAUUGCAGCAAAUGAUUAUUAUCCCCUUGUUUUAUUUGUGCAGUAUGGCGUAGACUUUGCUGCGGAGCAUUUGCUUCCUCUUCUCUCUCCAUUACUCGUAGCCCAGCAGCUGAACAUUCAGCAGUUCGGAAAAUACAUGCUUUUUGUGAGGGAUAUUCUUAGGUACCGACAUCUAUUCAAAUUUUUUCUUCAUUUAGGUGGCUGGUUCCUGUUCUUCCCAUCUUAUGUGAUCGGAUAUUGCUAUCCAUUUUUGAACUCUCCGAUGACAGAAUGAUCGAACAAAAACGAGGCGUGACAGUGACCGACGUUGGAAAUUCUGAAGUCAAAAUCAUGGCGUCUGUGAACAAUGGCCUCGGCCCAGAGGCACCUCAGACAGCACAUGGAGCUGUCCCGUCAGCCAAGACAGCAUCCUCAUCCUGGGACGAAGACUGGGGCCCGGUAUCUAAGAGAACAGCUAGCUCUUCCCCACCACUGGAGACCUCGCAAUCUGCCGCCACUGUGAGACCUCUGCCGCCAUCUGCGCCGCCGCCCAGCCAACCAGCCACCUCUUCAUGCGCGCCGGUUGACAUCGAGUGGCCACCGCAGAGUUCUUCCAUGGGCUUUGGCUCUCAGACGGGAAGAAAUAGUAAUCAGAACCAGAGCACGGAAGGUAUUUCUGUCGGCAAUUUUGAUGACAUUGACCCCUUUGCAGAUUGGCCCCCCCGCCCAGGGAAUGCCAGCGGCGGUGCCGCCACUGUGGCGGCGAAGCCCCCGCAGACCAAUGGGAGCUCUGUCUUGAACACAACCAGCUUAAGCUUCUUCAGCAGCAACACUCCCAUGGAUCUGCAGAGACCACAUCAAACCUACUCCAUGUCAAGCAUGAACAAUCCAAGUCUUGGGGCCCCACCUGUGGCAAGCUUGAAUGGAUUCCCCACUCAGUCGGGUGGAGCAUCCGGCUAUAGAAAAGACAUCGGCUCAAUAUUUUCUUCUUCCAGCAAUGAUCAAGCCACGCCAAGAAUUGCUCCACCUCCGUUGACCGCGGUCGGGAGAGGCCGAGGCAGGAACCCGGGCCGCCUCAUGCCGCCAGUCUCACGGCCCGGUCAAUCGAACACCCAAUUGGCGCAGCCGCCACUCUUGGAUUUGCUGUGA
Molecule: messenger RNA, 12809 nt
Organism: Spirodela intermedia
Lineage: Eukaryota; Viridiplantae; Streptophyta; Magnoliopsida; Alismatales; Araceae
Source: the annotation of a GenBank genome assembly